This is a messenger RNA of Penicillium maclennaniae, 543 nucleotides long. RefSeq names its product LAMTOR1/MEH1 family protein. The coding region runs from base 1 to 543 and encodes 180 amino acids. The transcript is spliced from 2 exons. Gene Ontology annotation, cellular component: late endosome membrane; Ragulator complex; membrane raft. Gene Ontology annotation, biological process: regulation of receptor recycling; lysosome organization; endosomal transport. NCBI's taxonomy places the organism in Eukaryota, Fungi, Ascomycota, Eurotiomycetes, Eurotiales, Aspergillaceae. The record is from RefSeq and is a predicted model, not a curated record.
AUGUUAUUCAAUGCGUACUAUCGGGGUCUCAUGCGCGAUGCCUGGAACGCAUGUCGGAUACAGAGAUAUUCUAACAAGACUCUUCAGCCUGAAUCUUCGCGACUUCUCGAAGAUGACCCCUACCAGGCGGGGUACGGCUACGGAGCCCUCAACCAUGCUCAGCAGGCCAACCAGCCGGAUCCGGAAUACGUGAGGCGCGAGCGGGAGGCAUUGGAUGCUAUCUGCCAACGGACUUCUGACUCCGUCAUUGACAUUUGGUCCCUGCAACCACAACCUCAUCUUCUUCCCCAGGCAACCCUUCACGGCCCGACCUCCGCAUCUGCAUCUCCAACCCCCGAAGAGGGCUCGCAGCUCACCGUAUCUGCCGAUAACAUCUCUCAACGGAGUCGGCCGACAUCUGGCGGCACUGUACCCAAACAUUGGGGUGAGGUCGUCAUCAACCCAAGCAAGAAGCGCUCCCGCCAAAACUUGGACACCGGCAACGAUUCCGCUCGCGAUGUCCGUGAUGUCCGCGAUGUGUUCGGUGUGCUCAAGGUGAACUAA